Molecule: messenger RNA, 1737 nt
Organism: Cucurbita maxima (winter squash)
Lineage: Eukaryota; Viridiplantae; Streptophyta; Magnoliopsida; Cucurbitales; Cucurbitaceae
Product: DEAD-box ATP-dependent RNA helicase 10-like
Exons: 14
Coding region: 209-1549 (446 amino acids)
Molecular function (GO): nucleic acid binding; RNA helicase activity; ATP binding
Source: RefSeq, a predicted model, not a curated record
ACUUGAGAAAAACAAAACUGAAAUAGCCCUAACUACUCCACGCCACUUGAAGCCGACUCCUCCUCCGUUUCAGCAGCGCCGCUGCCUCUCUCCCGUUCAGCCUCCGUACGUCGUCUUCCUUCCGUUCGUGUCGCCGCCGCAGCCUCCUCCAUCAUACGGAGUUUGCGCUGAUUUUCUACUCCUUUUUGUUACAGAUUUAACAGUGGCAAUGGAGCAAGACAAUGAAGAAGAAGUGAAGACGUUUAAGGACUUGGGGAUAUGUGAGCAAUUGGUGGAGGCAUGUGAUAGUUUAGGCUGGAAAAAUCCAUCCAAGAUUCAGGCUGAGGCCAUUCCUCAUGCCCUAGAAGGAAAGGAUUUAAUUGGACUUGCACAGACUGGUUCUGGAAAAACUGGAGCUUUUGCUCUUCCCAUUUUGCAAGCCCUUUUGGAGGCUCCUCAAGCUUUUUUCGCAUGUGUACUUUCUCCCACAAGGGAGCUUGCAAUUCAGAUUGCUGAGCAAUUUGAAGCGUUAGGGUCUGGCAUUGGUAUUAAGUGUGCAGUGCUUGUUGGAGGGGUAGACAUGGUGCAGCAAGCCAUUAACUUGGCAAAACGGCCACAUAUUGUCGUUGGGACACCUGGGCGCCUUGUGGACCAUCUAUCCAAUACAAAAGGUUUUUCCCUCCGCACAUUGAAAUAUUUGGUACUUGAUGAGGCAGACAGGUUAUUGAAUGAAGACUUCCAAAAGUCAAUAGAUGAAAUUUUAGAUGAAAUUCCUCGUGAGAGGAGAACGUAUCUAUUUUCUGCUACUAUGACUAAAAAGGUUCGGAAACUUCAAAGGGCCUGCUUAAGGAAUCCUGUUAAGAUUGAAGCGGCAAGCAAAUAUUCCACAGUAGACACACUGAAGCAAGAGUAUUGUUUUAUCCCUGCUAAAUAUAAGGAAUGUUAUCUUGUCUAUAUCUUAACUGAGAUGUCUGGUUCUACAUCAAUGGUCUUCACUCGCACCUGUGAUGCUACUCGCCUUCUAUCAUUGAUUCUUCGAAAUCUUGGAUUAAGAGCCAUUCCCAUAAGUGGUCAGAUGACCCAGGCAAAGAGACUAGGAGCCUUAAAUAAGUUCAAGGCUGGAGAGUGCAACGUUCUUAUCUGCACUGAUGUCGCCAGCAGAGGACUUGAUAUUCCAUCUGUGGAUAUGGUCAUAAAUUAUGAUAUUCCUUCAAAUUCCAAGGAUUACAUACAUAGAGUGGGAAGAACUGCUCGUGCAGGUCGUUCUGGGGUUGCCAUUUCGUUAGUUAACCAGUAUGAGUUAGAGUGGUACAUACAGAUAGAGAAGCUCAUAGGGAAAAAACUACCACAGUUUUCGGCACAGGAAGAGGAAGUUUUGAUGUUGUUCGAUCGUGUGGCCGAGGCGAAGAGAAUAUCUAUUAUGAAAAUCAAAGAAAGUGGUGGCAAAAAGAGAAGGAGAGGUGGAGGAGAUGACGAUGACAACGACGACAACGACGUUGAAAAGUAUCUACGUCUCAAGAGUGGAAAGAACGGGAAGAUGUCGAAGAAGUUUAAUAAAAAACGAGUCUAAAUUAUGUUUAUUUAUAUUUUGAUCAAAUUUGGUAUAGGCGUAGAGUGUAAGCUAAGCAAAUAUGGUGUGUUCUAACCCGAUUACAGAUCAUUGAGGAAUGAAAAAUUUUGACCGUUUCUUUUAUUUAAAUUACUUGUAAUACAUAGUGUAAAUUCAUGUGAUGUAUUAUCAUACUUUUUUGUUUAGCU